Molecule: messenger RNA, 1686 nt
Organism: Colletotrichum acutatum
Lineage: Eukaryota; Fungi; Ascomycota; Sordariomycetes; Glomerellales; Glomerellaceae
Exons: 4
Coding region: 162-1205 (347 amino acids)
Source: RefSeq, a predicted model, not a curated record
GGGCUCUAGCCCGGCCGCCACGGCGUUAAAUACAACAACAACAACAACAACCUGAGCUGACAUCGUGAAGAUUGAUGUGCCAUUAGUGGUGGGAAGUCCUUCGACCACAGUCGGUACCGGUAGUCUCCUCAUCUGAUUUCUCUAGGCUCUGUAAACUCAACAUGGUUCAAUCAGAGAAAAUCCCUUUCUCGGAAAUCUUUCCAUGGGCCACCUUUCGCCGACAGGCAAAGGCGGACCUUGCACCCCCUACGACAAGUUUCGAAGGGAAAACAAUCCUCCUCGUUGGCGCCACCGGCGCAAUUCUUUCAGAAGCGGCCCGCAUUAUUACCAGACUGAGUGUCUCGACUCUUAUUUUGGCGGUCCGAAAUGUUGCAAAGGGCGAAUCUUUGGCUGAUGAACUGAGGAAAGCGAUCGAAGAUGGCUCUCGCCAUCAGCCAAAAAUCACGGUGAUGGAAGUGGACCUCUUGUCCUUUGAUAGUGUCAAGACUUUUGCGACCAGAAUCAACGAUUCACAGCACCGUAUCGAUGUGGUGGUCAUGGGUUCUGCUAUCAUGAACAAUGAGACUAGAGUGACAGCAGAUGGCUGGGAAGAGACAUUGCAAUUGAUUCAUCUCUCAUCGGCGCUCCUGAUUCUACUCCUCUUUCCCAAAAUGCUAGCCGAUGGAGGAACUCAACCAGUGGUGCUCUGCAGUUUAACCAGCGCGGCAAUCCGCUCCGCAGCCCCGAUGGUCGAGCUCCCAAAUGAUGCAAAAGACUGCUAUCUGAAGCAGGUCAGCAUUGUCAAAGACGCCGCUACACAGAAGAGUUACCAGUAUGGGCUUGCAAAGAUCAUCCACGCAUGCUGGAUCAGGGAGCUCUGCGCACGUCAUCUUUCGGGCAGUGACCCGAGAAUUCACUUUCACCAGCUGGACCCGGGUGCCUGUUUCACACCACUCAGCUCACAGGUUUUCAUCGGGCGACUACUGCUUUGGUUCAUUGGUCGACCUGUAGAGAUGUGUGCACGAACCGUUGUGAACUCAUGCCUACCACUGAUGGGAUCGCAUGGCAGGUUGCUGGUCGAUUACGAUAUUGCUCCGUACCCUGAGUUCAUGGACAGGACACUCGGGUUGGAACUCCAGCGCAGGGUUUGGCUAGAGACAAGCCAGGUAUUGGAGAGCUUAGUCACUCCUCAAGCGAAACGUUUUCUCUUUGGCCCAAGUUCAUGACUCGAUUUCCAACUUAACUGAAAGACCGACGGAGUUUUACAUUUUCAUAAAGGCUGGUUCGCCAUGAAAGGUCUACAUUAGAUUCACGGAUGAGCCAGAGCAAUUCAUUAUCAAACUCUAUAGAGCAAAUGGGGAUAAUUUCAUCUAAGUUCUCCACCCCAGGCUUCCCAUGCAUCCUCCAAACUCAAUCGUGCUUUCAGAACGUACAGAUCUCUAUGCUCCAGUGGGCUCUGUCUUGGGCACACUGGUAGAAGUUACGGGAGCAUCAUCCGGAGUAUCAACCUUAGGUGGUCGGUCCUCUACCGGGUCGCAAUCCGCCACCUUGGGAAUCCCCGUGAAGAACCUCUCCUGAUAUGCGGCAUCCAUCUGGGCUUGGAAGUUGGCGUCGUUGAAAGGAACCUGCGUCUUCUCAUACUGAACGUCGGUAAGGGCAUCCUUGGCCAAAUUUGGCAAUGACUCCCAGCUGAUCAGGGUUCGCUCA